AUGGUGCUGCACUACCCUGGCAGGGAGCAAAAUGUCUUGGUGGGCUCCCUGGUUUUGGGGCUGGAGGGGGCCCAGCCCCUGGAGCCCCAGCCCCAUCGACCACUCGGCUGGCCCAGGCUGCACCUCCAGUGCCGCCGCUUGCAUGCGGUUUUCUCUUUUCUCCUGUGUUCUCUUGCAGUUACGGAGAAGGAGGUGCAGCAGUGGUACAAGGGCUUUAUCAAGGAUUGCCCCAGCGGGCAGCUCGAUGCCGCCGGCUUCCAGAAGAUCUAUAAGCAGUUCUUCCCCUUCGGCGACCCAACCAAAUUCGCCACCUUUGUUUUCAACGUCUUCGACGAGAACAAAGGACGGGGGUGGGGCAUAGUCCCCAGCACCUCGGUGUUGGUCUGUCUUGCAGGGGCGUUCAAGCUCUAUGACUUGGACAACGACGGGUACAUCACAAGGAACGAGAUGCUGGACAUUGUGGAUGCUAUUUAUCAGAUGGUGGGAAACACGGUGGAGCUUCCUGAGGAGGAGAACACGCCAGAGAAGAGGGUGGAUCGGAUUUUCGCCAUGAUGGACAAGAAUGCGGACGGGAAGCUGACGCUGCAGGAAUUUCAGGAGGGCUCCAAGGCCGACCCCUCCAUCGUGCAGGCGCUCUCCCUCUAUGACGGGCUCGUAUAGUCCCGGGGCCGAGCGGCGAUGCCUGGGGGAAGAUGCUCUCCGUGCCAUCCGACCACCGC
This is a messenger RNA of Egretta garzetta (little egret), 719 nucleotides long. RefSeq names its product neuronal calcium sensor 1 (gene NCS1). Bases 1 to 660 code for a protein of 219 amino acids. Lineage: Eukaryota; Metazoa; Chordata; Aves; Pelecaniformes; Ardeidae. The record is from RefSeq and is a predicted model, not a curated record. The transcript has 7 exons. Gene Ontology annotation, molecular function: calcium sensitive guanylate cyclase activator activity; calcium ion binding.